AAGGGGUCAGUGAAGCCCCCUACUUUUUUGGGGGGGGUGGUGGUGCUGGGGAUCGAAUCUGUCUUAUACAUGCUGGGCAAGAGCUCUGUCAGAGCUACAUCCCCACCCGGCUCACCCUCGUUUCCAAGGUGAGUUGUCCUGACCAAACUUUGGGCCUCUUUGGCAGCAGGCUGGCCACGUGGCUGCCAAAGAAAGGGUCUGGCUGGAGCCACAUCAGGGACACUGGACUGGAAGUGGCUCCUUUCUGAGAGCUAAGUAAAAGGGUCUGGGGGCAGUCUCCCUGGAGCUGGGGAUGCAGGAUGCUCACCCCAGAUGUAUCUGGUUCCCUCCUGUUUCCAGUUUUCUGUGGACCUGUGUGGAUUAGGCUUGGGGUCAAGUCUUUCUGGGGUUCGCUGGCCUCUGGAAGUGCUCCUGGGAGCAUUUCCUGCCCCCAUCCCCCGUUCUGGCCUCCUCUGAGGACCACCUACGGUAGGAGAAACAUUUUCCCAAUAACAUCUGCUGGGGAUGGUUCUGCCUGCUAGUAACUAAUGUAGCUUGAACCCUGCCAGAUCCAGAGUCUUCACAGUGGGGACACUGAGCUUCACUUCCAUCUGUCAAGUGGCCCACAGUAGCCAGAUUGAGGAUUUUCUGAGGGUCAUUCUCCAUGGGUGGUUGGUGGACAGUGGUCACAGGUGCCCACCUGACUCUGGCUGGAAUUGCCUAAGCCACUUCUUAGCUCCUUCUUCUCAUCUUUGUAGCCUUGGAUGUGUGGCUGCAGCUUUCUGAAAGUCCCUAGACUGAAGUCUCAUCACUUGGGGUCCUUUCUCUGAGCAGUUUCCUCCACUUUUAGGGCUUUUACCAUGACCUCCACAAAUUUUCUUUUUCAGCUCAGUGGUAGAGCACUUGCCUAGUGUGCAUGAGACCCUGGCUGGGGGAGAGGGAACCCACUGUUUUCUUCCUGACUGUAGUGCUGCAUUUCACCUGCUGGCCACCCACCCCUAGCUGGCAUGUUAAACUCACCUUCCUGUAACAAAACUGACCAUUUUGCUGUCCACACCUCUCCCUACACCUGUGGCUGUUGGUUCUGGGAUCUGUUUGCCCUGUUUCUUCCAAGGGUCUAGGGUUCCUGGUUUAAAUGUGGUGGUGGUGGAACUUAGAUAAAAGUCUUAAGUCAGACAACCUGGGCUCAAACCCUGGCUCUGGGUCACCUUGGGUCAUGUGCUCAACCUCUCUGGAUCUCAGUUCAUCUGUAAAAUGGAAAUACUAAGACCAGCUCCAUGGCCUGUGGGGACUAAAAGACCAAAUGCUCAGAAGCACCAGUGCCAAGUCUGGCCCAUCAGAGGACUGAAAAUGUUGGCCACCAUUAUCAGAGAGGCUUUUGGGAGUUUCCUAGUUCAUACUUGGGUCCUGUUUAUAUUCCCUCUGAUCCAUCCUGCACAGUGAUCAGACCCGUCACUCUUCCCUGCAGACGAUUCUUCAUGGGCUCCUUCGAUAAACCUGGUGUCCCUUGCAGUGCUGUUUUCCCUCUAGCCCACUGCAGUUCUUCAUGCUCUGAUUUGCUCCUGACUGUGUGUGGCAAAGGUGUGGGCUGUCUGGAGGUGUGUUUAGGAAGAGUGUCCGGGCUCUGUGAUACUCCCAGCUGAAGCUGAAGGACCUCCUUGGGUUUCUGUGCUGAGGAAAUGAGGCCUGCCAGGCCAGGGCCCCCAUUAGACAGGACAGGAAAGAAAACAACCUGUCCAAACAGAGGCAUCCUGAGAGGGGCUGCCUGAUAGCUGUGCAGACAGAUGCCAGAAUCCUCUGUUAAGGACCAGUCAGAAGCCUGGUGGCUCAUGUUACUGGCACCCCAGCCUGUCUCUCCAGCCCCACUCCCCUGGGCCACUUAUUCAAGCCCCACCUACUAGGGGCAGCAACUACCUUGUGCUGACUUUGACAUCCUGGCUGGCCUCCAUGGUCAAACUCAGGGGCAGGAGGAUGUCAGCAUCCCUUGCUUUCUAUGGGGAGUAGGCAUAGAGAACUGUAAUUCCUCCCUCUUUCUUCCCUCUGGGAGGAAGCCAUAGCCCACCCGCAGAGUGCUAGAGAGGGGCUUUCCCUGCUUAGUCCUACUGUUUUGGGGUAAACUAGGGUGUUCUAAUGGGAUCUGCGCCUCCCGCAGCUCCUCUUCCAUCUCCCUCUCAUCUCCUUCCCCGAGAUGAGACAGCCUGCACUCCACAGCACAGCCAACAGCUCCUGUUUGGGGGUGGUCCCCAGCACGUCUGGAGGCUGCCCGCAUCUGCAACAACUCCUCCCUUGGGGCCCAGCCUUAGAGGGAAAGGAGGGUGUGUUCCUUUAAGGGGCUGGCCCGGCAGGAGCGCGGAGGUUUGUCGGCUGCCGCUUCCUUUCGGGCCAUUGAAGGUCCCUAAAUCCGUCUGUUGCUUGCGACCCACACAGCCAGCGGCCCAAGCGCUUGGGUCUUGGAAGAGCGUGCUGGGGACGUUUGCCCCAGGGCCCCAGCCUGGCCCAGGAUGCACCGGAGCUGCUGCUGUGGGUGCUGCGCUGCAGCACCAUGGGUCCUGGUCUUGCUGUUCCUGCUGCCCUGCGUUUCUGGACUGCCCUUCUAUAACGGCUUCUACUAUUCCAACAGCCCCAAUGGCAGGAAUCCAGGCAAUGGCUAUGGCGAAGGCCUUUUCAAUGGGGUGAAGUUGGUUGUAGAGACGCCCGAGGAGACGCUGUUCACCCACCGGGGGGCUACUGUGACCCUGCCCUGCCACUACCACUAUGAGCCAGCGCUGGCCUCCCCAAGGCCCGUGCGCAUCAAGUGGUGGAAGCUGUCAGAGAACGGGGCCCCAGAGCAGGAUGUGCUGGUGGCCAUAGGGAAGAGGCACCGCUCCUUUGGGGACUACCAAGGCCGCGUGCACCUGCGGCAGGACAAGGAACGUGAAGUCUCACUGGAGCUCUGGGACCUGCGGCUGGAAGACUAUGGGCGCUACCGCUGUGAGGUCAUUGAUGGGCUAGAGGAUGAGAGCGGCCUGGUGGAGCUGGAGCUGCGGGGCGUGGUCUUUCCCUACCAGCCCCCUCAGGGGCGCUACCAGCUCAACUUCCAUGAGGCCCAGCAGGCCUGUGAGGAGCAGGAUGCAGUAGUGGCCUCCUUUGAGCAGCUCUUCCGGGCCUGGGAGGAAGGCCUGGACUGGUGCAACGCAGGCUGGCUGCAGGAUGCCACGGUGCAGUACCCCAUCACGCUGCCCCGAGAGCCCUGUGGUGGCCUGGGCCUGGCGCCUGGUGUGCGCAGCUAUGGCCCACGCCACCACCGCCUGCAUCGCUACGAUGUUUUCUGCUUUGCUGCUGCCCUCAAGGGGCGGGUGUACUACCUGGAGCACCCCGAGAAGCUGACGCUGAAGGAGGCCCGGGAGGCCUGCCAGGAAGAUGGUGCCCAGAUUGCCAAGGUGGGCCAGCUCUUUGCUGCCUGGAAGUUCCGUGGCCUGGACCGCUGUGAUGCCGGCUGGCUGGCAGAUGGCAGCGCCCGCUACCCUGUGGCUCAUCCCCGUCCCAACUGCGGGCCCCCAGAGCCUGGAGUCCGGAGUUUCGGCUUCCCAGACCCUCAGAGCCGCCUGGAUGGCGUCUACUGCUACCGCCCCCGCUAGGAUCUGGGCGACCAGCUUUGCAUCCCCCCGGGGCUGUGUAUUUAUUGAGUGGUUCCAUUCUCCUAAUGGGUCGGGGCAAUUUUAGUAUUGUUUUUAUACUUCUCAACUUAAAUAUUUUUUAAAAGUAUCAUUAUUUUUUGUAAAUCCAGCAGCAUCCAAGUACCAGCUUCCCUGGACACCCUGAGGCGCUCCCCAUCACAAAUAUUUGAGGUUUGUGAGCCUUUUAGAGGGCUCCCUGCUAUUUCUGAGUCCAGCCUGUGUCCUUCCUCAGAGGAGGCUGAUACCCGAGUGGGCAGUGACCUGGCCACAAGGGGUCAAGGCAUGGUGGCUGCUGCUCUCCCUCUGUCUCGGUCUGGGAAGGAAGAGGAGUUGGUGAUGGGGUGGGGGGGGUCCUUUUUAUUUCUGGAGUGGCUUCCUAGGCUUCUCCUUGAGAUCUGAGGGGAGGGAGAGAAGUCCUCUUCUCCCUUUCUCAUCUCCACUCUGUUUCUUCUCAUUUUCCCUGUGUGGAGAGCUGCCUUCGGGUGUGUGCACCUUCUUUGAAUGAUAAAUGGUGCUAUAACUCCUUCCUUUGUCCCCAACCUGCUUCUGUGCCUGUCUCUCUGUCUCGUCCAGUCUCAGGGCUCAGCUCCCAGCCUGGUGGAUGUGGUAGGUUCAGUUUUGUGCCAUGCUUCACAGGUGGCGGGGUCAGCGCACCUGGGGUGGGCAGGGAACUCCGUGUGCUGCCCCAGGCCGUGUGCUGCCCCAGGCCGUGCCCUGCCUCUGGUACUGGUCCAGCAGCUGGCUCCCUGGCUUGCAUCCCCCAGCCCCUGAUAGUGUGUCUGUGUGAGGCCCAGCAAGAGAGAGGAAGGUGCCCUCUGGAGGGCCUCAGAAGCCAGGCUCUCGGGCCUGAUCCUCUGGGCCUCACCCUGAAGGAAGGCACUUUGGUUGCUUCUCACAGGCAUGCCCUGCCACUUACCUCUCAGUAAUGCCAUCAGUUUUUCACCAGCCCAGUGCUACUCAAAGUCUGGCCAGUAGCAGCGGCAGCAGCAGCAGCACUUAGAAUGCAUUAGAAAUGCAAAUUCCUGGGCCUUACCUACAGAGUUAGAAACUCUGGGGUUGAGAUUAGGCCCCUUGUUAUCACAAAUCCUCCAGGGGAUUCUGAAAGCCACUAGCAUAGAUGGUUGUUUUACCAAUUACAGAUAGUCUCUGAUGUAUGAUAAUUUGACUUACGAUUUUUUUUUUUGCACUUGGCAUUGAACCCAAGGGUGCUUUAAAUCUGAGCUACAUCCC
Molecule: messenger RNA, 4865 nt
Organism: Urocitellus parryii (Arctic ground squirrel)
Lineage: Eukaryota; Metazoa; Chordata; Mammalia; Rodentia; Sciuridae
Gene: Hapln3
Product: hyaluronan and proteoglycan link protein 3
Biological process (GO): positive regulation of neuroblast proliferation; cell adhesion; skeletal system development
Cellular component (GO): synapse; perineuronal net
Molecular function (GO): hyaluronic acid binding
Source: RefSeq, a predicted model, not a curated record